Eutrema salsugineum is the source of this 1274-nucleotide messenger RNA. RefSeq lists its product as uncharacterized. The record is from RefSeq and is a predicted model, not a curated record. Lineage: Eukaryota; Viridiplantae; Streptophyta; Magnoliopsida; Brassicales; Brassicaceae. The coding region runs from base 84 to 1220 and encodes 378 amino acids. The transcript is spliced from 2 exons.
UGUAAACUGCGUCGAAACCCAAUUGUCUCUUCAUCUCUCUCUCUCUUCUUUUUCUCUGCGGUUUAGUCGUCGUCUCCUCUAUUAUGCAGAUCUCCGGCGAAGAGGACAAAGAAGAAGAAGAAGCUGCUCUUACGAGCUGUAUGCCCAAAGAAGUAAGCAACGUCCCAAUUUCAGAUUCCGAGAAGUUCGUAUACCGAAUUCUCAACGGUCCAAACGAACAAUGUCUGGAGAAUUUCCGAAUGGAUAAGCCUGUCUUCUACAAGCUAUGCGACAUCCUUCAAACCAGAGGCCUAUUACGCCACACGAACCGAAUCAAGGUCGAGGAGCAACUAGCCAUCUUCCUGUUCAUCAUCGGUCACAACCUUCGAACUCGAGCUGUUCAAGAACUGUUCAGAUACUCUGGGGAGACGAUCAGCCGCCAUUUCAACAACGUGUUGAACGCGGUCAUGGCGAUCUCCAUGGAUUUCUUCCAGUCAGCUCCGAUUUCUCCUCUAGAGGACGAUCCUUGCUUCAAAGACUGUGUUGGAGUCGUUGAUUGCAUACACAUACCUGUCAUGGUUGGAGUCGACGAGCAAGGUCCAUUCCGCAACAACAGCAAUGGGUUCCUUACGCAGAACGUUCUCGUGGCUUCUUCCUUUGAUCUCAGGUUCCACUACGUGUUAGCUGGUUGGGAAGGCUCAGCUUCUGAUCAACAAGUUCUCAUUGCAGCUUUGACUCGCCGUCACAAGUUACAUGUCCCUCAAGGAAAGUACUACAUUGUGGACAGCAAGUACCAGAGUCUUCCAGGCUUCAUGGCGCCGUAUCAUGGUGUUUCAAGAGAAGAAGAAUCAAAGGAGACUAUGUUCAACGAGCGGCACAAGCUGUUGCAUCGAGCGAUUGACAGAAGUUUUGGAGCCUUGAAAGAAAGAUUCCCGAUCUUACUAUCAGCUCCUCCGUAUCCUCUACAGACGCAAGUGAAGCUGGUGAUUGCGGCGUGUGCGUUGCACAACUACGUGCGCUUGGAGAAACCAGAUGAUUUCGUGUUUAGGAUGUUCCAAGAAGAAGAAGAAGAUACAAUGGCGGAAGAGGCAUCAGAGGAAGAGGAGGUUCAAGGAGAGAUGGAGGGACAUGAUGGACAUGGCUCGUUUACAGCUCCAGAACAAGUGGCAGAUUGUUUAAGGUUAAGAGAUGAGAUCGCAUCUCAUCUCUGGAACCAUCAUCAUGUCCAAAAUCUACCUUGACAGUUUCUUCAUUUUUGUUGUUGUUUUGCUACUAAUAAAUUCUUCAACCCAAAA